Epinephelus fuscoguttatus (brown-marbled grouper) is the source of this 1023-nucleotide messenger RNA. Its product is annotated as zinc-binding protein A33-like. The record is from RefSeq and is a predicted model, not a curated record. Lineage: Eukaryota; Metazoa; Chordata; Actinopteri; Perciformes; Serranidae. Bases 1 to 1023 code for a protein of 340 amino acids. Gene Ontology annotation, molecular function: zinc ion binding. The transcript is spliced from 3 exons.
AUGGCUUCCAGAUCAGAGGAGGAUCUCUGCUGUCCGGUCUGUCAUGAAGUCUUUAGAGAUCCUGUUGUUCUGUCAUGUAGCCACAGCUUCUGUAAAGACUGUCUGCAGAACUGGUGGAGACAGAAACAAGCACGUGAGUGUCCAGUUUGUAAGACAGUCUCUUCAACUGCAAAACCACCAUGUAACCUGGUGUUAAAGAACCUGUGUGAGGCCUUCUUAUUGGAGAGAGAUCAGAGAGCUUCAGAGGCUCUCUGCAGUCUGCACUCUGAGAAACUCAAACUCUUCUGUCUGGACCAUCAGCAGCCAGUGUGUGUCGUUUGCAGAGAUUCAGAAAAACACACCAAGCACAGAUUCAGACCCGUCGAUGAAGCUGCACGACAACACAAGAAGGAACUUGAGGAAACUCUGGAGCCCUUAAAGGAGAAAAGAGGAAGAGGAGGCCAGGAUGGCUGCACUGAGGAGGAAGAGGAGCAGAAGAGUCAGAUGAUGAAGGAGAAGAUGGAGGCUCUGAGCAGAGAGAUAGCAGCUCUUUCAGACACAGUCAGAGCCACAGAGGACGAGCUGAGAGCUGAAGACGUCUCAUUCCUGCUCAACUACAAGGCUGCAGUGGACAGAGUCCAGCAGCGCCCCCUGCUGGAUGAUCCACAGCUGCUCUCAGGAGCUCUGAUAGACGAGGCCAAACACCUGGGCAACCUGACCUUCAACAUCUGGAACAAGAUGAAGGACAUGGUCUCCUACACUCCUCUGAUUCUGGACCCAAACACUGCUCGUCCAGACCUCAUCCUGUCUGAAGAUCUGACCAGUGUGAGACGAGGACAGAGACAGCAGCUUCCUGAUAAUCCAGAGAGGUUUGAUAAUUACUGCUGUGUCCUGGGCUCUGAGUGCUUUAACUCAGGGACUCACAGCUGGGAUGUCGAGGUUGGAGACAGUACAGGCUGGUUUCUCGGUGUGUUAACAGAGUCUGUCCAGAGGAAGGGAGACAUUAAGUCUGGAUUAUGGGUAAUAGGGUUCCAUGAAGGGUAG